UGAGAACUCGGACUUGACUAAAAGGGAUGAACAAAAACUUGCACAGGCUCGCGUGUGCUUUGAGGCAUACCUGUAGAACUUGGACGCGCGAUGUUCGUCGGAAAACUUUUAAGCCGACGAGCGUCGAGAGGCACUACGGCUCGGCGCUGUUCGUUCCCGGCAACAAGGCUUCCAAAACCUUCGCGUUCCUGUAUCCGUACUUGGAUUUCGAUCGCAGAUUCGCCGAUGCAGACAAAUUGCAAAAAGAGCUUACGUUACGCGGAAUGAACGUGGACGUUGCUCAGUUGCAGAAAUCGUGGAACUUCUAUGUGCGGAUAAUUGCGGACAAGUACGCGCUGGAGGACAGCGUUACGGAGCUCGUGAAUCGGAAGAAUUCUCUGCCGACGGACGGCGAACUCACCGUCGAGCAGCAACGGGAGAUGCAGAAGUUGAACACGCAGAUCCAGAUCGUACGACAGGAUCUGAAAACGAUAAAAGAAGCGAUAUGGGAGAUCGAGGAGGAUGUGAUGGGGAAGCUUUUGAAAUUGCCGACCGACCUGGAUCCGAGAACGCCUGUCGGCGAGUCGGUGGUGUUGAGGAGCGUCGGCGACGUGUCCGAGUUAUCCGAGCAGAUGCGCAGAGAUCACAUCGACGUUGGAACGAGUCUAAAAUUGCUGGACUACACGAAUCCUAUUCAUUAUUAUCUGUGCGACGACGCGGCGUUGUUCGAGCUGGCUGUACUGGGACACGCGGGCCGCGUUUUCGGCGAGAAGGAUAUGAUCCGGGUGAGCGGCACGGAUUUCAGUCGCAGUUUUGUGGUCGAGGCCGCGGGUUUGAAUCACGAGGAUCCCGCGACCGCUUUUCUGCUGCAUCACAACGAGGUCGAGGCGAACACGUCGAAUCGCAUGCAUCUGGUCGGCGGCGCGAGUCUCAUCUCGUUUCUGGCGUUACACACGAAGCAACGGAUAAAUCCGAAGUACUUCCCGCUCAAGUACUUCGCCACCGGGAGACGAUACACGCCGUUGCCGCGAGACUCGUCCGAUCAAGGCCUCUUCGCGGUGUGUCAGGCGUCCGUGGCGCAGGUUUUUGCCAUGGUGAAGGACGCGACGAGCGACGAGUACAGAGCGACGUUCGAAGAACUCGUGGAGACCGUGUGCGGACUGUACGACGAUCUGUGCGUUCAUUAUCGCGUAAUCAUGCGAUCCGCGUCCGAGCUGCAGCCCUGGGAAGGCCUGCGCGUGUCCUUCGAGAUGUGGUCGCCGUACGCGAAACGAUACUACGAAAUCGGCCAUCUGUCCGCGAGCGGCGACUACUUCAGCAAGAGGUUGCUGAUCGUCUAUCAAACGCCUACGGGCACCGACUUUCCCGCGGCAAUAUCCGGCACCGUUCUCUCGGUUCCGCGUCUGUUGGCUUGUCUGUUCGAACAGAAUCCUCGCGAGUUCGUGAUUCCGCCGAAAAUAGCCGAGCUUAUGCCUUCGAACUGAUUACGUUGCGCUAAAUCAUUAUAGUACUGAUGAAAAUACAGUUUCCAAAUGUUGAUCAUCUUCAAAUUGUUUCACGAACUUUCCUAGCAAAUUGUAAAAUCUAAAGCUUGUAGUGAAAUAUAUGGUUUUGUAUAUA
This is a messenger RNA of Pseudomyrmex gracilis, 1599 nucleotides long. It is a transcript of the gene Slimp, whose product is annotated as serine--tRNA synthetase-like protein Slimp. NCBI's taxonomy places the organism in Eukaryota, Metazoa, Arthropoda, Insecta, Hymenoptera, Formicidae. Gene Ontology annotation, molecular function: serine-tRNA ligase activity; ATP binding; tRNA binding. The record is from RefSeq and is a predicted model, not a curated record. The transcript has a single exon. Gene Ontology annotation, biological process: seryl-tRNA aminoacylation. Gene Ontology annotation, cellular component: mitochondrion. The coding region runs from base 27 to 1463 and encodes 478 amino acids.